AUGGAUUUCAAUGCUGUCCUCCCUCCUCCUGGGGAAGAAGCCCAUGCUCUCAGCCAUGCAGGAGAAGAGAUGUUGCUGUACCAGGAACUUGACCAGCUCAUGAACGACCACCAAAAUCACCACUUCCUCAAUCAUUACUAUAUCUUAAUUUCCACUUCAGCGAAUUUCAUUCAAGCUCUCUCGAUCAUCAAUGCCUCUACUAUCUUCCUUUCGAAUUUUCAAGCAUCAACACCCAACAUUGAUUUUGCAGCUGACUUAGAGGAUGAGUGUGCUUGUUUGCAAGCCCUCACAUGCAAGAAGGAUGAAACUUCUGUUGAAGUGGAUUAUGUGAAGGCUCUUGUUGAUUUGGAAGAUGUGCAGUAA
Suillus fuscotomentosus is the source of this 363-nucleotide messenger RNA. RefSeq lists its product as uncharacterized. Lineage: Eukaryota; Fungi; Basidiomycota; Agaricomycetes; Boletales; Suillaceae. The record is from RefSeq and is a predicted model, not a curated record. The transcript has 3 exons. The coding region runs from base 1 to 363 and encodes 120 amino acids.